GGUUUCAUUUGGUUCGGCUUCUCUCUCUCGUCUUGACGUAUUCUUGGCUGCUCUGCUCCAGAAAUAUGUGCUAGCGCAGAGCAGACCAAAUCAUCAGCUCCGAAAUUUGGAUUCUUUGGAUGGUUGCACAAUACUAAUCAAGAUAUCUUAGAGAUGGAAGCAGGGAAUGAGAUGAGGGAGGUGAAAUAUGCUGCUGAUAUUUUGUCCAUAAAGGAAGCACAGGCACGCAUCCAGCCGUUUAUACACGAAACUCCAGUCCUGUCCUCUGAAACUUUGAAUCUUAUUGCAGGAAGACAGCUGUUUUUCAAAUGUGAAUGCUUCCAAAAGGGUGGUUCUUUCAAAUUCAGAGGCGCUUGCAAUGCUGUGUUUUCACUUGAUGAUAAUCAGGCUGCUAAAGGGGUUGUAACACACAGCAGUGGUAACCAUGCUGCAGCAUUGUCUUUGGCUGCAAAACUACGGGGUAUUCCUGCAUAUAUAGUUAUACCGAAAAAUGCUCCAAAAUGCAAAGUUGAGAAUGUCAUGCGUUACGGUGGCCAGGUUAUCUGGAGUGAGCCAACAAUGCAGUCAAGAGAAAGUACUGCAGCAAAUAUACUGCAAGAAACUGGCGCAGUUCUUCUACAUCCCUACAAUGACGGGCACAUAAUAAGUGGCCAGGGUACCAUAUCAUUGGAGCUACUGGAACAACAAGUUCCACAGUUAGACGCUAUUAUAGUUCCCAUAAGUGGAGGUGGCUUGAUAUCAGGUGUGGCUUUGGCUGCCAAGUCCAUCAACCCAGCCAUUCGAGUUUUAGCUGCUGAACCUGAGGGAGCUAACGAUGCAGCUCAAUCUAAAGAAGCUGGAAGAAUAAUAACAUUGCAUGAGACCAACACUGUAGCGGAUGGGCUUCGAGCUUUUCUGGGAAAUCUAACCUGGCCAAUAGUAAGAGAUCUCGUCGAUGGAGUAAUAACUGUAGAGGACAAGGAGAUAAUAAACGCAAUGAAACUCUGUUAUGAGAUUCUGAAGGUUGCAGUAGAACCUAGCGGAGCUAUAGGCCUCGCAGCUGUUUUAUCGGACAGUUUCAAAAAUAAUCCUGCUUUGAAGGACUGCACCAAUAUAGGAAUCAUUCUUUCUGGAGGUAAUGUGGAUCUAGGCAUCUUAUGGGAUUCAUACACAAAAUAACUUCUACUUUUUUCUUUGAAUUUUCUUUGCCUUAAUACUUUCUCCUAUAAUGUCGUAAUGAAAACCUCGUGGCAUUUCUACAUAUUUUGUAUGCUAGUCACUAGUUGGUCUACACCUUAUGGCAUUAUACUAUUUUUGACGUAUAAUCUUUCUGAAUAUAUACCUGCCUUAAGUUUAAGGAAUUCCUGCCUUUACAGUUUGAAGAAAAACCCUUAUGUAACACAUGUUUUGCUAGAGGUGUUUAAGAAAUUACAUUUAAAUUUUUUGGAAGCAAUAAAUCGACUGUUUAGACAUCAAAACAAGGCCCAACUACUAAUUAUGAGCUUUCUACACAAUUCCAUACAUUUCCCAGUCUUUCUGACAAGCCAAUUUUGCACAGCAGCUGCUUGUUGGAAUGUUGGUUCAUGAAAAGGCUACAAUUUUGACAAUCUUAAUUACUUCUGCUUCUUGUCCUAGUUCAAUCUUAUAUCUCACUCAAUCUGUUAUUGAAUGCUUCUAUGUAGUUAGUACUAUACAGGUUAGAAAUUGUAUAUGUAUCACUCAAUUUAUGCUGAGGUUUGCAAGUUGAUGUACCAUGGUUUUGGAAUUGAACAAUCAAAGUAAAUGAGAUAACUAACUCCAUUGUAUGCAUUAAACAUUUGGGACCAUUGAGAUGUGAUUGGGUUCUGCACUGGUCCAAAGCAUUGAUGAAACAAGGUGACUGAGGAUGAAGGGACUUUGCUACUUGUGCCUGUCAUUGACUCAUCGUCAAUGGUUGACUUCCAAAACCUAACGUUCAGAUUUAAUGGUCAAGCUCUACUAUAGCAUCCUGUAUAAGUGUAUAUAUAUGCAAGUCACAGUUGUAAUUUGUAUAUAUAUUGCGGACAUGUCUAGUCAGUAACAUUAGUGUUCACUGGCCUAAAACCUUAAAUACUUAAGUUCUAAGUCGGAAAAAAGUACUCCUUUGUUCUUUACUCAUUGUA
Messenger RNA from Argentina anserina (silverweed cinquefoil), 2120 nucleotides. RefSeq names its product serine racemase. Bases 154 to 1158 code for a protein of 334 amino acids. The transcript has 7 exons. The record is from RefSeq and is a predicted model, not a curated record. Gene Ontology annotation, molecular function: threonine racemase activity; pyridoxal phosphate binding; magnesium ion binding. Gene Ontology annotation, biological process: D-serine biosynthetic process. Lineage: Eukaryota; Viridiplantae; Streptophyta; Magnoliopsida; Rosales; Rosaceae.